Messenger RNA from Megalobrama amblycephala (Wuchang bream), 2258 nucleotides. Its product is annotated as class I histocompatibility antigen, Gogo-C*0202 alpha chain-like. NCBI's taxonomy places the organism in Eukaryota, Metazoa, Chordata, Actinopteri, Cypriniformes, Xenocyprididae. The record is from RefSeq and is a predicted model, not a curated record. The transcript is spliced from 7 exons. Gene Ontology annotation, biological process: immune response. Bases 411 to 1556 code for a protein of 381 amino acids. Gene Ontology annotation, cellular component: external side of plasma membrane.
AACACUCCGACCCAAGCGCAAUGACGUGGGUUAUAUGACACAACUCUAAGGUUCAUAAAUCAUUUUCACAACUUCAUUACAGCAGACGCAUGCGCGUCAGGUAUCCACAGAGAAGUGAAAGUAAAAAAGGAACAAGAGAAAAGGAUAGAGGACCAGGCAAAAUACAUUGUAACACAGGAGGAAUAAAAUGCCACUGUCUUUCUUUUUACGCCAGCUAAGUUACAAUAGACGAUCACAACCAAAGAACAUUAAGAAGGCAACACAUCACCUGUGUGUCUGAAGACCAAUUUUGCAUCGACUUGUGAUCGUGUUAAGAAGGGACGGAGAUUUGAAGGGACAAUUUUUUACAGAGAUCCAUAACGCCUGGAUUCAUUAAUUUAGAGAAUGCUCAUGCUUGCGUAUCUGCUGUCAUGCUUGACAGUCGUCAAUGCAGUCCUGUCCAGCAGGCUGAGCUUCCCUGGCCGCUCUCCUGUCCUACCAAGCAGCCGGACCUGUGCAGUGCCUGUUCUCACUCACUGAUGGCUUUGGUAACAUAUAUAGUUGGACAGACACCAUUUCCAGAGUUCAGUGUUGUGCUGAUGUUGGAUGAUCUGGAAAUAAUGUAUUAUGACUCAAACACAUGGAAAGCUGUCUAUCGCACUAACAGUGAUUCAAAAUACUAUGAUGAAGAGCAAAGUGAUGCUGGUUUUAUAUUUCAAGACAUGUAUAAUGAGAUGGAAAAUUUUUCCGUUAAGAAACACUUAAAUAUCACAGAUGGUUUACAUGUUCUUCAGAGUCUUUCUGGAUGUGAACUGUUGAAUGAUGGUAAACCAGGUCCACUUCAUAUCUGGAAUGCUUUUGAUAGACAAAAUAUAAUGGAGUUCACAUAUGACCUGGAAAAAAACGAUAUCCAGAUGAAAAAGUCAUGGAUACCAUGGAACCAAGUGAAACUGCUUAAAUUAAAGUUUAUACAUGAAAAUAUUUAUCAUCCAAUUUGCUUUAAAGUUUUGCGAAGGUACCUGCAUAUGGAAAAGAACAAUGUGAUGAGAAAAGUGAAACCCAGAGUCAGACUCUUGAAGAAGACACUCCCAGACUCUCAAGGGCUUCAGAUCAGCUGUCUGGCCACUGGUUUUUACCCCCGUCACAUUAACCUGACUCUGUUCAGAGAUGAUCAGCCUGUGGAUGAUGAUCAGAUCACAGGAGGAGAGAUUCUUCCCAACGGAGACAGAACUUACCAGAUGAGGAAGAGUUUGGUGAUCAGCGCAGAAGAACUACGUGAAAGACACAAAUACAACUGUACAAUGAAACACCUCAAUCUGGACAACAAACUGGACAUUACAUUUGAUGUGGCUGAAUCUGACCCAGGAUCCUUCAGUCUGUCUGUAGUUAUCAGUGUGCUGGUGUUAAUGUGUGUGGCUGCUCUCAUCAUAACUGCACUCAUUAUAUGGAGGAGGAAAAGACGAGCUGCUGGACGAGGACCUGGGACGUUCGCGGGGCCCCUUCCUGGAGAUUUGCUUAGGGCCCUCAAUAAUCUAAACACCACCUUGCUUACUUCAACACAACAUACAAGGAAGUGAACUAGAGUGCCCUCUAGUGCACAGAAACAUUAAAGGGUUAGUUCACCCAAAAUGAAAAUUCUGUCAUUAAUUACUCACCCUCAUUCGUUCAUCUUCGCAACAAAAUUAAGAUAUUUUUCAUAAAAUCCGAUGGCUCAGUGAGGCCUGCAUUGCCAGCAAGACAAUUAACACUUUCAAUGGCCAGAAAGCUACUAAAGACUGUUUUGUGAUGCAUAAGCACCUUUACCUUAUUUUUAUUAUUCUCAGGUUAGGUAAGAAAGUCAAAUCUGACCUAAAUUAUAAGCAUUUUAAAAUACUUACAAUCAGACAGAAGACUUCUCCAUGGUCUGUUCAGGCUUAACGACUUAGAUCAAUGCCACAUGAGGCCAAGUUUAAUUAUAAAGUUAAUUAUAAAGUAAAGUUCAUUUAUUUAUUACAUUAAUAUUACUAGCAUUACAUAUAUUCUACUAACAUUCUAUACAAGUAAUUAAAUAAAGUAUAAGUAUUAAAAAGUUCUUCAGUCAAGGCAAUAUCAGCGAUGGAGGCAUCAUCAGCAUUGGUUCUGGUGUCGGAGAGGCAGCCUCAGGUGCGAAGGCCCCUCCUGUUCUCUUGAUGUUCCAGCCUUUUAUAGACUAUCUGACCACUUGAUGUCAUCUUCUUGGGAAUUCCCCUCUUCUGUCUAUAUAAAAUAAGCUAUUAUCUUAUUAAACAGCUUUAUAAAAA